UCAACUGACUAGUGGUUAGAGUAUUAAAAUGAAAUAGACUUGUGUUAUAAUGCUGGAUUAUACUCGGAUAUAUAUACUCGUUAGUUUACAGAAAUCUUUUCUUUUAAAAAUGAAGAGGAAUUCAAGCGGCGUAGCUAACAUUCGUGUUAGAAUCUAAAACCAAAUUAAAGUUCUUUAGAGUUUUCGAUAUUUUCUUUCACUUAAAUUAUAUUCCUUAGCGACAAUGGACUUUAUGGAAUAUAUAGAUGGAGAAAAUUUUACAUUAGACAUUUAUCAAAAUGUUUCAUACAUGUAUCCAACAGAAAUGUUUGAAUAUAUUGACUUUGCGCCGUUUGAUCAAGCUGCUGCUGUUGUUUCAUUCGUCCUGUUUGCCGCAAUAAUCUCCCUAAAUGGACUGGUCAUUUAUGUUCUGCUGUUCAAGAAACAGAAGAAAAGUCGUUUGUUCUACUUUGUACUCCAGCUCGCCAUAGCGGAUUUCCUCGUUGGUGUAUUUUGUGUGCUUGGUGAUGGUAUAACGAGUGCCAUGUACGGAGAGUAUCACGGAGGAGAUUUUGUAUGUAGGAUGUGGAGAUUUAGUAAAACCAUGACCAUUAUCGCCUCCAACAAUAUCCUCAUUGGUAUGAGUGUAGACAGAUUUCUGGCAAUAAAAUAUCCCUUAAAUGUCGUGCGAUUAGGAAUGUGUAGGUUUCUAGACAAGGCUAUGGUAUUUGGAGCUUGGUUUAUAAGUUUAGUUGUUGCAAGUUUCUAUAUUCCGUACAGUAAAGGGGUAAAUGCUAACGCGUCGGCAACCAACCCGAUGGAUCAAAUUGGCGAAUGUAAAAUCGAGUUUCCAGAGCACUGGUGGAAGCCGUACGUGUUGACGGUAGCAAUGAUUGUAUACAUAUUACCUACCAUUGGUAUAACUGUAUGUUAUGUUGGUAUAUGUGUCAUCGUCUGGAUGAAAUGGCGUUCAAGACUAAAGUUGUCGGAGAUUAGCACCAACGCUAGCAGUGUUAAACUUCAAGGAGACAAAUCAUUGAAUAAAGGACUGCUCCCAAAGGCGAAGGUGAAGAGCAUAAAAAUGACCUUGGUGGUAUGUCUAGCGUUUUUUAUCUCCUGGACGCCUUAUUUUGUGACCAUACUGAUGAGUUCUAACGACCCAAAUUCGGUUGAUCCGAGAUAUUUCGUGAUCCUGGGAUCCUUAUAUCCUCUCAACAGUGCCUGCAACCCUUUGAUAUUCAUCCUUUUUAACCACAAGCUUUUCUCGUGUCGACAAAAAGAUCAACAAUCUGGGCAAUCUUAUGAAGGUAUAAGCAGCACACAAGUGACGACCACGUGACUAGCGACGUUGCUCUUGGCAGUGACAAAAAUGUUGCACAUGCGCAAAACAAAUUCAAAUGAUUCCAGAAACAAAAAGGAAUACACACAGCAAUAACGUCAUAAACAGAGUCAUGUGAUAGAUAAAAAACUGUAAACGCGCAAGUGCAGUGGUCGGAGCUUUUUCAAAUUACCUUUCGGCGGUCUUUAGUGGAGUUUAUUUAACAUGUGUACAAGACAAUAUAUACUUGCGACGGCUUUCUAAGCACGUCCUGGAGCAGCACUGGUAUGUUGUCUGGGCUUAUUGAAUACUAUGACAAAAAUUCAUUUACAUUUUUAGGAUACAUAAUGAGUAACAUUAAAGUAAAUAGUUCGAAACCAAUCUAUUGUGGUUUCUACAUAAAUGUACAUCGAACAUCAUUUUCUCAUACAGCGUUUCGACGGUUUUGAAUAAAAAAAGAAUAUUACUCAUUGAGAAGUGAGACAAUUUAUAUAUUGUCACGAGCGCGUGAAAUUUUCUUACGUCAAGGUAUGAUAUAUUCUCUAUUCACUCAGAACCUACAAAUAAUUUUACUGUAUGCUUAUUUACACCGAAGUACGCAUUUUACAACAAAUUUCAAUCUCACUGCGGGAAACAGAUGCGCGAAAACGAAUCUUAUUGCGUAUGUCGUUUAGCUUUAAAAAGACGCACAUGACAUAAGGAUCCAAAUUUAUUCAAUUCAUUUUUAUUAUUUGCAAAUAACAUGAAAUAAUUGUCGUUAAAGAUUUUUUAAUUAAUCGAAAUAGAUUCUAUAAAGAGCAAAGCAUAACAAUUUUCGAAAAGUUAGAAAUUCACGUAGUGAGUGAUAUACAUGGAGUAAUAUGAUUAUAUCUCAUAAACACAGCAUUUCAUCAAUUAGCAUAAAAUAAAAUAUUUCAUUACAAUUUGCCUCUCUUCCUACUUCACGUUGGCAUAGCUAUAUACGGCAUUUUACAUCAGUUUAUAUUAUUUUUUUAUACAUUCAAAAUAGGUGACGGCUUUCUUCGAAUGGUGAAGUUCCUUUAGGACUUUUUUACCUUGCGUUUUGACCUCACGUGCCAUCCAAAUUGACACCGGUGUGUGGAUCUCAGUACUGUCAGUUUAGAUCGCAUGACAUGAAUUGUUGAAACAUAUGAGCUCAUUUAGAAACUUUUUUCAUUCUUUUAUAUGAAUGGUUAAACACAAUACUCCCUACUCCGUCUCAUAUUUUCGCGGAUACAGAUAGGAAUUUUGUACAUGUAUCUAUAUGGUAUUGUUAUGUGAUUAACGGUACAAUGCAAACAUUUUGAAACUCACGUGAAGGUCUCCAAGAAAAUAAGAUUUUAAAAGUGGUCAGUUUUAAGUUGAACACCUCCCAUAUACUCAUAGUGCACAAUCUAUAAAUAUUGUUAUACAGUAUGUUCUUAUUAAUAUUAUAUGCCGUGAUUUAUGGCAACAGAUUCAACUUACGAAAUGCAGAAAACGUAUACAGUUUUGUUAAUGGCUGGUAUUAGUUUAAUGUGUAGAAAACCUGAAUGUGACUGCUAUUAUAAUAGAAAUAAAAAUCCUGAGUGAUAAAUAGAACAAUAAAAAUGAGAAGAUUAAAAAAACAAAUGGGAAUCUAAUAUGUAUUUUACGAAGUCAUUUAGGAUAUUCGAAUCAGGAUAGAUUUGUAAAUGUCGAUCACGUGUGUUCUAUGCCGGACUAAAUUUUCUGUAAGUCAUCUAAGAAAGCAUGUUUGAAAAACACUUCUGUAUUAUAGAUAUGAUUUAAAAGAAACGCGAUUGUGUUGUGGCAACAUAUUUUCAUAUAUCAAAUAUUGUACUGAAUGGUUAAUUGUAAUAAAUAAUUGAGAAAACUCAACAACCAUGUUGGACAUAAAUUUUCAACGAUGUUAAAUUUUGGGUUUAACUUUGUUACAUUUUUGGUUUCUUGGUAUCUUGGAAUUCAUUGAAUAUAUUCUACAAUAGUAUUACGCUUGUGGCGAGAGAGGUGUUACGAAUUGCUUCUUUUAGAUUGCUCGGUUGCAUUCUAUGCUUCCUAGGACUUUAUAAACUGCAACAUCAUCCGUCUUGAAGGGUCUUUUGGCGGCCACAAAAUACAACACCGUACUUGAAGACGGCAUUAUAUGUUUAUACAUAUCAGAAAGCUAAUUAAGGUUCAAUUCAAGCAUGCAGACUGUCAUUAGUAUUCAUUUGUGUACUUAUCAUAUGCUUUUAUUGUUUAAGUUCUGCAUAAAAUAUAAACAAAGAA
Messenger RNA from Mercenaria mercenaria, 3547 nucleotides. Its product is annotated as neuropeptide S receptor-like. The record is from RefSeq and is a predicted model, not a curated record. The coding region runs from base 224 to 1318 and encodes 364 amino acids. Gene Ontology annotation, biological process: G protein-coupled receptor signaling pathway. Gene Ontology annotation, molecular function: peptide binding; vasopressin receptor activity. Gene Ontology annotation, cellular component: membrane. Lineage: Eukaryota; Metazoa; Mollusca; Bivalvia; Venerida; Veneridae. The transcript has 7 exons.